GCUUGAGGGCGCUGUUGAAGCUCGACCCGUCUAGACGGUGGUGGGCGCGGAUUAUCAUCAGUGAGUGAAACUCUAGACGAGACUCCGCUUGCGGUGGAUUUUUAUCGCUUCAUCCUCUGCGGCGAGUCUGUAGCCGAAAGAUCGACAAAGUCACAACCCAAACAAUACCGCAGACGUGCUCAUUUGCCCCACUACAAAAAGCUUUGGAUAUGACAAUUACUAAAACUGAAGUCUUUUCGGAUGCUGGCCUGGAAAAGUAAAAGCUCUCCGACAGACGAGUCGCGGCACAUGCUCACAAUGGCCACAUUGCCGUGUCUCAUCUUCUCUUUGCUUGGCCUGGCUGUCAUGGGAGCAGUGAAGAACUGCCAUCCGCAGUGUCGUUGUGAGGUGGAGAGCUUUGGUCUCUUCGACAGUUUCAGCCUGACCAAAGUGGACUGCAGCAGGAUCGGCCCCGGGAACGCUCCUGUCCCCAUCCCUCUGGACACCUCCCAUCUCGAUCUCUCUUUAAACUCCAUCACCUCCAUCAGCGAUUCAAUGCUCUCCGGACCGGGCUACACCACCUUGGUCAGUCUGGACCUGAGCAGCAAUCUCAUAGCACAUGUCAGUCCCAAAGCGUUCUCUAAACUUCGUUACCUGGAGACGUUGGACUUGAGCAACAACGCACUUGAAGGUCUUGGUGAUGGCUGCUUCACUGGACUCCCUCUUGUUGAGAUGGACCUGAGUGAAAACCGAUUCAAAGAGUUCAGCCUUGAUCUUUUCACCACCAGGGCACAGGAUAUACCAAUCAUGGUGGACCUGUCGCGAAACCUUCUGACCUCCAUUACCAGGAAGACGCCUGGCCAUCCGCUGUACAUCAAGAGUCUUAUGCUUGCAGGGAACAGAUUGAAGACGGUACCAGCGCUUAACGGAAUCCCACUUCAGUAUCUCAACCUGGACGGGAAUCUCAUCUCCAGCAUUGACGCAGGGGCCUUUGAUUCAAUGACCGAACUGGUUCACCUGUCUCUCAGCGGCCUGUCUGACCUGACCCUGAUUCAACCAGGUGCUUUCAGGGGUUUGAGGAACCUUCAGGUCUUAGACUUAUCAAACAAGCCGCUCAAGACGUUGAGCCCAGAUGUGUUUAGCGGACUCGUCUCUUUACAAGAACUCAAUUUGUCCAAUACUGCUGUCACACCAUUAUCAAGGGCCGUCUUUACCCAGAUGCCAAGCAUAAAGAGUAUAACUCUAGGGCAAAAUGUGCAUUGCUGGAAGACACACAAGCAAGGACAGUUUCACAGACAGAUUGGACAGGCUAAACCCAAUGAUAUACUUACCUGUGACAAUGCAGGAAUGAUCUUAUGAGCCUGAAGUGCCAGUAAAGACUCAUUUUCUCAUCUCUGUGCCUUAUUAGUAUCUCAUGAGAACUUUUAAUUUUUUUCUGCAUCGUAUUUGCACAUACUAUGUCAACUAAGGUCCGCUAUUUUACAGGUGUUCAUCAUAUUUUAACACAGACAGUAUAUUACGAUAACCCAUGCACUUUAUUUAACACAUUUCUGUUCUUCAACUUAAUGUCACAUGAGAUUUGAAGUGUGAUGUCAGCUUUAAUGUGAUGUUCGUUUUUUUGUUUUUUUUUCGUUUUUUAACACGAACAGUCUUAAAGUUUUAUAAGUGGUCUAUUCAAACACUUUGUUGAAACACAACAGUGUAGCAGGUCAAUUUAGAAGUCAUGGUGCCUUUAGAUGCCCCUUAAAUGAUAAACUUUAAAUGACCAACUAACGCAUACUAAAAUUCCCAGAAGGUGUAUUAGAAGGAUUUACAGUGGACCUUAAACAUUGAGGGCAAUCAAAUUUGGUUCAUUUAGAUGUUUUUACUUGUUUUAAAGUGGGGCAAUUUUUUUUUUUCGAUAGAAGCACAAAGUAUAAAUAUACAACAUGUGGAAUUUAAUCAUUUAAAUUUUGCAUUUUAAUGUAAUUUAUUAGUUUAGCAGUGAAUUGUUUUCCUAAUACUGAACCUAAACUAUGAUUUACAAACUACAAAAUAAAAUAUUUUCUACACAUCACUCAGACUGACGCUUGAGGGAAAUGUAAUGUUUAUAAUUCCUAAGUUGCCAUUUCACAGAUGUUUACUUGAUGUUGCUCUGAAAUUUUGCACUUUUGAUGUUCUUAUAAGAUUUGUAUGGAUUUAAAAAAAAAUGCAUGAUGGUUCUUCAUCAUGUGAGUUGAGGUAUGUUUUACGUUUGUACGAAACUAUACUCAAAAUAAAAUAUAAUCAACUUUA
Messenger RNA from Megalobrama amblycephala (Wuchang bream), 2253 nucleotides. It is a transcript of the gene tsku, whose product is annotated as tsukushi small leucine rich proteoglycan homolog (Xenopus laevis). Gene Ontology annotation, cellular component: extracellular matrix. The record is from RefSeq and is a predicted model, not a curated record. NCBI's taxonomy places the organism in Eukaryota, Metazoa, Chordata, Actinopteri, Cypriniformes, Xenocyprididae. Gene Ontology annotation, molecular function: protein binding.